GCACUGAGCAAGCUUGCACUAGAGAGAGUCUGCAGAGGGGGGGAGAGAGAGAGAGAGAGAGAGAAGGGAAGAGGGUAUGUGUUAGCAAGACGUUCAAGGAGGCAGACACCUGCCAAUUCCCCUUCUUGCAAAUAGAAGCUUAAGAUCACAGUCUGGAGGGCAGGUCCCCCGUAGAGAAAUGUGCUGAUUUCAUGCCCAUCAAUUCAUCUUCAACCAGCGGCAGGUCGUGGGGCUUAGGAGUUCCGCCUGAAGAUCAUGCCAGGUUUGUACUGCCUGCCAAACUGGACUGCCCUCCCUUUGAAGAGCUCGUGUGUGAAGGCCUGUGCCAAUGGGUAUUCGCUGGGAUUCACGGCCUACCUUACUUACAUCAACUUGGAGCAUGAGCCAGUAGAAGGAGUCUUUGUUUAUCCGCUGGAGGAGUCAGAGGUGGUGGCCGGUUUCGAAGCUGUGACAGGAAGCCGAACUUUCACCUUCCAGAUCCAGAACCGGCACAAGGCAGAGGAUUGCUGCCUCGACUGUGGCUCCAAUUCAAACCAACCUCUCUGCUGCACUAAUGGUCACUUGAUCCUCGAUGAAGACUUGGCCCGUUCCAUGUUCAUCAUGAGCACCGGCCCCGUUGGGCCCUCAGAGACCUUGACUGUGGUCUUCAGCAGCAGCCGGGAGUUGGCCACCUUGCCCAACGGGGCCCUGCGCGUCAUCUUCCCCUCUGUGCUCACGCCCUUCGUUUUAUCUGCCCCAGAAAGUGAAAGUGAGGCAGGAGGCUUAUGUGACGACAGGUUGGCUCUAUGUUCCACGAGUUGUUUUAGAUCCAGUGCGCUGAAGACCGAACAGUCUUUCCUCCUGCCGCCCAAAGACGCUGAUAUCUUCAAAGGAGACGUUUAUAAUCCUUUCCCCUAUGAGUUCAGUUUCGAAAUGCUGGUUAAGGGACCCUGUUUGCUAGCAGGUUUGGAAAGCCCGUCCCAUGCUCUUCAAGCUGACGCCAACCCUUAUGCCAGCUCCGCCUCAACGAUAUGCAUUACCUUGGCAGAGAAACACAAGUGCGACCGCAACUUGGAAAUCAUCUUGUAUCCUUGUGAACCCCAUCGCCCGCACCUCGUCAUCGAAGACGGCGCCAUGACUUACCAAGAAUACGAGGCUCACAUAAGGAACCGGCAGGACUACGCGCGGAUCGCCAAAAAGGACAGUGACGGGGAGAGACAGGUGGCCUUUGUCCAGAAGAGAUUCCACAAAGACAUCUUCCACAAUCCUGUGCUGAUGCUGAACUUCUGCCCUGAAGUGGGCAGCACGCCCACUGAUUUCCAGACGGUGACACGGGAAAUCCUCUUCCUGGUAGACCGAAGUGGAAGCAUGUGUGGCUCCAGCAUUGAUGGAAUCAAGGAUGCUUUGCUGGUGGCCAUAAAGAGUCUUCCUUCGAACACUCUGCUAAAUAUUGCUGGCUUUGGCUCCAACAUCAAGCCCCUCUUUAAAACCAGCAAGCCCUGCAACAGCGAGACUCUCAGAUUGGCCUGUGAAUACAUUCAGAAGCUGCAGGCUAACAUGGGCGGAGCCAACCUCCUUGGCGCACUGUCUUGGAUCUUGGGGCAGCCUCUUCAUUGCGGGUAUCCACGCCAGCUCUUUGUCUUCACGGGCGCGAGCGUGAGCAACACAGGCAAAGUUAUUGAGCUGGUUCGCAGGCAGGCGAGCACAGUCAGGUGUUUCACCUUCGGUCUGGGAAGUGGUGCCUGCCGUAGGCUCCUAAGGGGAAUGGCUAAGGUGAGCCGAGGUCAAGCCGAAUUCCUGAGCCCAGGUGAAAGGCUGCAGCCUAAGCUGAUGAAGUCUCUGAAGAAAGCCGUAGAGCCAGCUGUGAGUGACGUCACGAUUGACUGGUAUGUGCCAGACACCAUGGAAGCGUUGCUGUCUCCCAAUGAAAUCGCGGCCUUGUAUCCUGGAGACCGGCUCAUCAGCUACUGCACGCUUUACCACACUGCCAGCUUCCGGGACAAGAAGGGCAGAGAGCCGUUGUACCGGAGCCUGUCCAAAGGUUCUACAGGCUCUGUGUUCCAGUCCCAGGAGGAGGUCAUAGGUCAAGAAGCAAUCCGUUCACACUCACAUGGGGAGAGCCAAGACAUUUUUAAAGCCCUUCAUGAAAUUUCCCGUGAGAUAUCCUUGGAGUUCUCUGCUGGGGACACAGAAGAGUCAGUGAAGAGUGGAGACAUCUGGAAGCGAAUUUACCAACCCUCCUACAUCCAAGAACAGUAUGUGCUCACCCACUGCUCCGUCAGCACCGACCGCAGCCAAGGAUUGCUGUCCCACAGCUCCACCAGCAGCGAGUCCACUGGCUCCAGGGACGUACCCCCGGACGGAGGGUCCUUAGCCCCAGCCCCCAAAGGCUGCUCUCAGCAAGGCCAGAAGAGCGUUUCCCUCUGCAAUUCCUCCACAAAGUCUGCUCCCAUCCCACAAUCUCAGCAUGGGGCUGGGACUAAGGGAUCAGUGGCUUUGAGUUCCGAAGAGUUGGUUCGAAGGAAUAAAGUUCUAGCCCGAGCUGCCCUCUCUGGGCGCAGUUUCUCAUCCCCGCAUGGUGAACUGGAUGCCCAUCGACUGCGCCGGGCCCUGGAGAAAGUCUCCAAGAAGAGGAACCGGUCCCUGGAAGGGAAACUGGAUGAGAUUGGGCCUGAGCUGCAGAAGAUGCGGAAGAGCAUCGCCGAUUCCAGCAACUUAUUAUCCCCAGCCCACCUAGACUGGGACACUCUAUUAUGGAGCUCUCCUGUAUCAUCUUUCAAAGCCCUCCGCCGCCAGCCACCGAGCAAGGGGACAGCGAAGGGAACGAUUUGCCGUCCCUCCGGGAAGCCGGUCUCCUGGGAGCUGACUGCCGCCUUGGACUCCCUUUUCCUCCCCCGGGAGGGCCAGGCCAAAGAGGAGGCGUCCAGACAGUGUCAGCAGAAUAAGACCUGGGACAAACUGCUUCACCGUCUGACCGCCAGCUCCGUCAUCCGGGACAAUGAGAACGUGGCCCAGAGAGAAGCCGAAUUAGAAAAUGAACUCCAGCCCCCAGGUAACCCCAGUCCAGAGCUGACAACCUUACUGGUUUCUCGCGGAGAUUCUGCCUUAAGGCUAUCCAGUCCAGCAAGGCGUGCAACACGCCCUCGAUCUACGAUCGCCCACAUGGUGCCCUCACCCGGUGACUCCUCCACUCAGGAAACCUUAUUCUCUGCCCUUGAAGUUCGCAGCUUGGGGGGCUUGUACAACCACCAGCAGAGGUCCAGGUCUAGCAGCCGGCGUCGGCAUAGUUACUCAACAGGUUUGGGACGGCGGCAGGACUCAGAGGAGCUGGACGAUGCUCCGGUUUCUACAGAAGAGAUUCCUCCUUCUCCUGUAAAUGUCAAUUCUGCUUCCUGUGAAAAGCAAAAUUGUUCUGAGGGUAUUGAUUCCAGCCCUUCACCUGUCUCUGUGGGUUCUCAGAAGUCAGUGGAGAACUUUGUAGGCUCCAGGUUCAGCAUCAGCCGGCGACGGGGACCAGGCUUGGCACUCCGACCACAGUGCCUGACGCCCCCAAGCGAACUAUCCUCUUGUGACAGUGCCAUUCACGACUACCUUCCACUGGUGCAUCUGCAGCAGGCCCCCGGCAUGUUCCAGCUGAGCGAGAGCUUCUCUGAGGUCGUCCAGAUCCCCCUGGACCGCCUGUGCCGGGCCUCUCCCUACGCCUCCCACCGUGCCAGCCUCAGCCCCGCCUCCAGCACCUCCCCCUGGGCGCUGAUUGCCAAGGGGAGCCCCAAACCGGCGGCCAACCCCCCGUCCCUGGACGGCGGCGAAGAACUCGCGGGAGCGAGCAAAGAGGGGACGAUGGAGCCGAGCUCCCCCCGCUCCCAGAGCACCUGCUCAGAGGUGCUGAGCGCUGCCGUGUGGGCGCAGGCGGACAGCGGGCGGGGCUCAGAGACGGACGCCUGCGACCACUCACCCGACGCCUCAGAAGCGAGCCUCAACCUGCAGGAAACAGGCCUGGAGGCUGAAGAGGGUGACUUGGAGAGCAUGAGCUGGGCCACAGCUGUGGCCCUGGCGUGGCUGGAGCACCGCUGUGCCGGGUUCUUUGUGGAGUGGGAGCUGCUGGCGGCCAAGGCCGACGCCUGGUUGCGGAGCCAGCGGUUGCCGGAAGGGGUGGAUAUCGCCGCCCUUAAAGGAGCGGCGCGGCAGCUCUUCCUGCUGCUCCGCCACUGGGAUGAGAACAUCAAGCUGAACAUGCUGUGUUACGACCCAAACAACGUGUGAAGAGCGGAGAUGGGAGGAGCCUUUGGCUUAGUGGGCACAAAUAAAGAGAAUUGGUUCAGA
Molecule: messenger RNA, 4302 nt
Organism: Sphaerodactylus townsendi
Lineage: Eukaryota; Metazoa; Chordata; Lepidosauria; Squamata; Sphaerodactylidae
Gene: VWA5B2
Product: von Willebrand factor A domain containing 5B2
Exons: 24
Coding region: 256-4242 (1328 amino acids)
Source: RefSeq, a predicted model, not a curated record